This is a messenger RNA of Trachymyrmex septentrionalis, 1204 nucleotides long. RefSeq names its product venom protease-like. The record is from RefSeq and is a predicted model, not a curated record. The transcript is spliced from 6 exons. Lineage: Eukaryota; Metazoa; Arthropoda; Insecta; Hymenoptera; Formicidae. The coding region runs from base 37 to 1149 and encodes 370 amino acids. Gene Ontology annotation, biological process: proteolysis. Gene Ontology annotation, molecular function: serine-type endopeptidase activity.
AGGACAUAGAUUCAUACCUAGACAAGCGAAAUCAUAAUGUGGACUAUCAUAUUAGUAUUCAUCGGUUUGCUAAGUACAUUAAUACCGUCGACGCAUUCUCAAGAUACAUGUGAAAAUCCGGAAGGACAGCUCGGUACAUGCAUCAAUAUCAGAUCGUGUACGAUGUUACUCAAUCUCCUGAAAUCGGACCCGCAAAAUCCGCAAGUAGGCAAUUUUCUCCGUGCUUCCGUUUGCGGUUUUGAAGGUAGUGAUCCUAGAGUUUGCUGUCCAUCCAAUAUCGAUGGUGAAAAUACAGACAAUACGGAUAACGGUUUACAAGGCAAUGGAGAAAUCACGAACACUCAAUACGGUCCUUUGUAUCCACCUUACUGCGGAUACAGUAAUGGAACAUUAACUAAAAUCGUUAAUGGCAUUCCAGCUAGAUUAGGUGCUUGGCCUUGGAUUACUGUUCUCGGAUACACAAACUCAAAAAAUCCAAACGUUCCAAAAUGGCUUUGCGGUGGCGCUUUAAUUUCCAGUCGACACGUACUUACCGCUGGACAUUGCGUUUAUGGACGGGCGGAUUUGUACAAAGUGCGUAUUGGUGACUUAGAUCUGAAUAGCACCAACGACGGGGCAACUCCGUUUGAAGAUUUGAUCGAAAGGAAAACAGUACAUCCCAACUACAAUCCUAAGACUUACACAAACGAUGUGGCAGUUUUAAAAACGACCCACGAAGUACCCUUUACGCAAUUACUGCAUCCCAUUUGUCUUCCGAUAAACGAUUUUAUCAGAAAUAAAGAUUUAGAGAGGACAUAUCCUCUCGUUGCUGGAUGGGGAUCAAUUUAUUUUCACGGACCAACAAGCAGUCGACUUUUGCAAAUACAAAUUCCUGUACGGACACAGGAAGAAUGCAAAACAGCUUUUCAGAAUUUUCCGACAACGGUGAUUGACAAUCGCAUUUUAUGUGCUGGAUUUUCUCGAGGUGGUAAAGAUGCUUGUCAGGGUGACAGUGGUGGACCGAUGAUGUUUCCUGAUUCUCGAAAUCAAAAAACGUUUUAUAUUGUUGGAAUAGUAUCAUAUGGUUUCAAAUGCGCUGAGCCAGGUUUUCCAGGCGUUUAUACAAAAGUUACGGCUUUUCUAGAUUUCAUCACGAGUCAAUUAGUAUAAAUAUUAGGUUAAGUAAAAAGUCAUCGCGUUUUUUUAAAAGACGUCCAUCAGUAAA